ACUGCACAUUAUAACGAAAAUUUUUGUCUCUGCUAAUUAGAAAUGAAUUGGUUAUUUUGGUAUGUUACUGUUGUUACAUUGACUGCAGUCCAUUUAAAACCCUUACAACUGGUCGAAUUUAGUGAUUCGUACCUGGAAGAAGUAGAGAAGAUAAUUAAAGAAUGUCAAGCUAACCCAGCUACCCGUGCUUCUGAAGAAUGGUUAAAAACAGAAGAUCUUGCAACUGCAGAUCAAUAUGGAGGCCAUAUUUUAUGUCGAUUAACAAAGGUUGGAAGCUUAAAACCAAAUGGAGAUGUUGAUAAGGAAGGAAUGAGACGAGAUAUUUCGAAGGGUAUAGAUGAUCCAAAGAUAGUAGACCUAAUUGUUGAAAAAUGUGGACAUCGCGUUUCCGGUUUGUCAGCAGAACAAAGUGCCGUGGAAAACUUUAGAUGUGUUGUUUCAACAGUCCAAAGCCUUUAACGUUACUAAAAUACUUAAAAUCCGUAGAUUGAUUCUUGUUCACGAAAAUAUGUUGUGAAUUUUUCGAUAGAU
Diabrotica balteata is the source of this 531-nucleotide messenger RNA. Lineage: Eukaryota; Metazoa; Arthropoda; Insecta; Coleoptera; Chrysomelidae. The record is from the annotation of a GenBank genome assembly.